This is a messenger RNA of Tripterygium wilfordii, 852 nucleotides long. RefSeq lists its product as uncharacterized. The transcript has a single exon. Bases 1 to 852 code for a protein of 283 amino acids. Lineage: Eukaryota; Viridiplantae; Streptophyta; Magnoliopsida; Celastrales; Celastraceae. The record is from RefSeq and is a predicted model, not a curated record.
AUGGUGAAGACACGUGCAUGUAGGUCCAAAGCCCCUUCUGUAUCGCAAGAAGAUGAUGAUGAAGUGCAGAGUGAAAGUGGUGAUGAAAGUAGUGAUAGUGAUAACAGUGUCAUGAAUGUGCGAUUUGAUGAUAGUGAGGAUGAUGACUUGGAUGAUGAUAUGUUUCUCAGGUACACUGAUGUUGGGGUUGAGGGUGAUGAGGGUGUUAUGGGCAGGAAUGAAGAGUUUAUGUUUGUUAUGCCUAAUGAUGAAGCUGUGUUCAGUGAUGCAGAGUAUGCUUCUGAUUCACUUGAUACAGUUGAUGGUUCAACUGAAGAAGAGGGGGAGGCAAAGGAUGCUCAUCCUGUGUUCAAGGCAGUGAAGCAUAUGGAUAGCUUUAAGUGGCAUCUGGGUAUUAGAUUUCCAAGUAGGGAUGUUUUCAAAGAUGCAGUGGCUACUUAUGGCAUUCAAGGUGGCUGGUCUUUGAAGUGGAUUAAGUUUGACAACAUUAGGGCAAGAGUUGGUUGUGCAGAAGGUUGCAAGUUUCUAUUGUUUUGUUCAAAGCUCAAGGGUGCUGAUACAUGGGAGUUGAAGACAGUUUACAAUGAACAUGUUUGUGAGAGGACAAGUGGGAAAAUUUUGUUGAAUUCGAAAUGGCUUGCCAAUCGUUUGGUUGAUAAAAUGCGAAGAAACCCAAAGAUGAAGCUAGCAGAGAUAAUGCAGAAGGUUAGGGACAAGUACACAAUUGAUAUCAGCAAAACUUUGGCCUCAAGAGCAAGGAAGAAAGCCUUAGAGGUAGUCCAUGGAAGCUAUGCAGAACAAUAUAAGAGGUUGAAUGGAUAUGUAUUGAACCUUGAUAUUGUUGCCUUCUGA